CAACAAUACUGUUGGGUCUGUGUAUUUCCUGUCUUACUCCACAGUGUGUCUAUUUGUAAUUGUAAUCCAAUCUCAUGAAGACGAAACCAGUUUUAAUGCACAAGACAUUUGUUGAUGAUGGGGUGUGAUAUGAGGCGUGAACUACUACAAGAAUAAUGUUCAAGACACAGCAUGUCACUCCUUUGUAUUAUUAUGUGGAAGUUUAUUACCCAUAACCAAAAUAAACACACCACAUAUCCUCUUCCUCUGUCAUGAUGAUGACCUCGCCUUUAUGGUAACGGUGACAGGCCUGCACUGGCCACAACACCGCCCCCCCCCCCCCCUUUGUCAAAGACAAUACAAAUAAAAUGGCUUUAUGAACUCAUUUGCAUUUCUUCCCAGUCAUUGUGUGAAUCGAAUGUAUUAUUGGCAGCGUGAUGAUAAAGUUAAAAAGGAUUGAAACUGUAUUUUAGUACCGUUUCCUCCAUACACGUUUAGCUACUCCUAGCGACAAUUAUUUGAAUGUUCAUCUUAACACAAUGCUGAUGUUUACAGAGACAGUAAUACUUGAUUGCAAACAUCAACAGUUGAAGUCGGAAGUUUACACACACCUUAGCCAAAUACAUUUAUACUCAGUUGUUCACAAUUCCUGGCAUUUAAUCCUAGUAAACAUUCCCUGUUUUAUGUCAGUUAGGAUCACCAAUGUAUUUUAAGAAUGUGACAUGUCAGAAUAAUACUAGAGAGAAUGAUUUAUUACAGCUUUUAUUUCCUUCGUCACGUUUCCAGUGGGUCAGAAGUUUACAUACACUCAAUUAGUAUUUGGGAGCAUCGCCUUUAAAUAGUUUAACUUGGGUCAAACGUUUCUGGUAGCCGUCCACAACCUUCCCACAAUAAGUUGGGUGAAAUUUGGCCCAUUCCUCCUGACAGAGCUGGUGUAACUGAGUCAGGUUUGUAGGCCUCCUCGCACACUGGAGGGGGCCGGACACUGUGCUGUCUAACCUCCAAACGAGCUUCAAUGCCAUACAACACUCCUUCCGUGGCCUCCAACUGCUCUUAAACGCUAGUAAAACCAAAUGCAUGCUUUUCAACCGAUCGCGGCCUGCACGCGCAUGCCUGACGAGCAUCACCACCCUGGAUGGUUCCGACCUUGAAUAUGUGGACAUCUAUAAGUACCUAGGUGUCUGGCUAGACUGUAAACUCUCCUUCCAGACUCAUAUCAAACAUCUCCAAUCGAAAAUCAAAUCAAGAGUCGGCUUUCUAUUCCGCAACAAAGCCUCCUUCACUCACGCCGCCAAACUUACCCUAGUAAAACUGACUAUCCUACCGAUCCUCAACUUCGGCGAUGUCAUCUACAAAAUUGCUUCCAACACUCUACUCAGCAAACUGGAUGCAGUUUACCACAGUGCCAUCCGUUUUGUCACUAAAGCACUUUAUACCACCCACCACUGCGACUUGUAUGCUCUAGUCGGCUGGCCCUCGCUACAUAUUCGUCGCCAGACCCACUGGCUCCAGGUCAUCUACAAGUCCAUGCUAGGUAAAGUUCUGCCUUAUCUCAGUUCACUGGUCACGAUGGCAACACCCAUCCGUAGCACGCGCUCCAGCAGGUGUAUCUCACUGAUCAUCCCUAAAGCCAACACCUCAUUUGGCCGCCUUUCGUUCCAGUACUCUGCUGCCUGUGACUGGAACGAAUUGCAAAAAUCCCUGAAGUUGGAGACUUUUAUCUCCCUCACCAACUUCAAACAUGUGCUAUCUGAGCAGCUAACCGAUCGCUGCAGCUGUACAUAGUCUAUUGGGAAAUAGCCCACCCAUUUUCACCUACCUCAUCCCCAUACUGUUUUUAUUUCUUUACUUUUCUGCUCUUUUGCACACCAAUAUCUCUACCUGUACAUGACCAUCUGAUCAUUUAUCACUCCAGUGUUAAUCUGCAAAAUUGUAAUUAUUCGCCUACCUCCUCAUGCCUUUUGCACACAAUGUAUAUAGACUCCCCUUUUUUUGUACUGUGUUAUUGACUUGUUAAUUGUUUACUCCAUGUGUAACUCUGUGUUGUCUGUUCACACUGCUAUGCUUUAUCUUGGCCAGGUCACAGUUGCAAAUGAGAACUUGUUCUCAACUAGCCUACCUGGUUAAAUAAAGGUUAAAUAAAAAAAUAAGAAAUAAAACACGCUUUUUCUAGUUCUGCCCACACAUUUUCUAUAGGAUUGAGGUCAGGGCUUUGUGAUGGCCAGUCUAAUACCUUGACUUUGUUGUCCUUAAGCCAUUUUGACACAACUUUGAAAUUAUGCUUGGGAUCAUUGUCCAUUUGGAAGACUCAUUUGCGACCAAGCUUUAACUUCCUGACUGAUGUCGUGAGAUAAUAAUUGAAUGGUGAAUUUUGGCCCAUAAUUAUUGGAAUGUUCAUCUUAACAUGCUGAUGUUUACAGACACAUUAGUACUUGAUUGCAGAUAUUAUAUUUACAAAUAAAGAGAUCUCCUUAAUUAAGUCAUGAACUAAUUCCAGGACUCAUAUUAUCGCCCAUCUAUAAUUAAAUGAUCAUCCUCUAUGUUGUAUCAGACACGAGAUAGAGAAUAAACAUUACCAUACAAUUCAUAACACAAGUUACAUAACAAAUGAUUUGGGUGGGAGAGCUGAAUGGGGGGACAUUGGGACACCUGUUCCUUUGUGUGCUGAGGUGAACCCUCAGCUUAUUUCCAUAGCCCAGUACGUGUAUUGUCUGCAGAGCUGUGGUACACUAUCGUCUGAUGCCCACUGGUUGCACUUGUUGCGUAGGUUGGCACACCACAGCUCUGAGGUGAAAUGUCCCCUCGGUACAGAUCUAGGAUCAGCUUCCCCUCCCCCAAGCUUAACCUUAACCAUUAGUGUGGAAAAUAAUACACUGACCCAGGAUCAGCUUCUAUGGGCAAAUUCACCCUCCACCACAGCCAUUUACUGUGGCUCACGUCUGUUUUGUAUCCAACCCCCUGCAGGUAAAGUAGCUCUGUACCACAAGAGUUCACCUGCUCUACUGACCACCUCAUUUGCUCCAAAGUUUAUGGAUCUCACUCAUGGUCUUCUCUGUUCUCUAGGAAUAUUUCUACAACACUUUAGUUUGAUUGCACAAUCAAGAAUAUCAUUGAAUCCUCGUGUCACUUCUAAUGUAUCAGAGAUCUUUGUUGCAGGAGAACUGUGUUCAAACUUGAAAACAGUCUGGAGCUGUAAGAUUUUCAGUGGAUUCUCCAACAGCAAGUUAUGAUAUGACAUGACAUUACAUCAACAUAAGUGUUUAACUAUGCAAAUUAGUCUGUAUAUAUUCAACUUGUUCCAGCUGGUGAAGAGAUGCCAUCGCUAUGGGAGUGAGGAAACAAAGCUUUGCUCUGAACAGUUCUUCAGCCAUAUGAUUGAAACGGUCAAGAACUUGUAGCUUGCUGCUUGAUGGCAGCCAAGGAUUUUUCCAAAAUGGAGUCUCAACGAUGGUGGGUCUGUUCCCACCAGGUUCUGUUCAUCAUCUGCUGCAUCAUGGUACAGGCGCCAUGCCUGAGAUGUAAGAUAGUGGUGAACUGCACCAACCCCAACACCAUAUCCCUUCUGGCCGCCCUGGAGAACGUCAUGAAGCUGUACUCCAUACGACCUGUCAUGAACCUCUCAACCCCCACCAACAUCAGCAUGUACUUCACUCUCUACGGCAUCCUGGGUGUGGAAGAAAAAGCACAACUGUUGAACACCUACAUUUGGCUGGUGAAGGAAUGGGAGAAUGAAUUUUUCAGCUGGGACCCAGUCCAAUGCGGCUCUGCCAAUAUUUCUCUCCCCAGGGAAAGGUUCUGGUCACCAGAUGUGGUAAUCAAUGAAUUUAUGGAUGAAAACAGAGCUCCCAUCGUCCCUUAUGUGUACAUUAAGCACACUGGUAAAGUGCGAGACGCCGAACCUGUCAGAGUGGUUAGCUCCUGUAACCUGGACAUCUACACCUUCCCCUUUGAUGUCCAGAACUGCACCUUCACCUUCAACUCCUACAUCCACCGCGUGUCGGACAUAAGGAUUAUUUUAGGGAAGAAGGUGGAGGACAUCCUGAAACGCUCCAUUAGCGUGUUGUCCACCGAAGGGGAGUGGGAGCUGAUGGACAUCAAAUCCAGGAGAUUCAAUUUAUCAGCACUCGAUCAGGGAGAAAGCAACCCCUAUGAUGAGCUCUGCUUCUACAUUGUCCUGAGGCGCAGAGCAACCCUCUACGUGGUGAACCUCCUGAUCCCCAGCUGCUUCCUCAUCACUGUGGAUCUCUUCAGCUUCCUGCUGCCUCCCCAGAACGCGGACCGCUCCUCCUUCAAGAUGAGCCUUAUUUUUGGUUACUCCGUCUUCCUGCUCAUCGUGAAUGACCUGCUGCCAGUCACAGGAAGCACCAUACCAUUGAUAAAUGUGUUCUUCGCCAUCUGCUUGGCUCUGAUGGUGGCCAGCCUGCUGGAGACUAUUCUCAUCACCAACCUCCUGGUCGGCUCCAGUAACUUCCACCCAGUGCCUGGCUGGGUCCGAGUGAUCGUCCUGCGCUUCAUGGGCACCCUCGUCUUGCUGCCUCAGAAAUCCGGAGAGGACAAGAUCAUCCUCAAUCCAGUUGCAAGAGAAACAGACGUGAAAAUCUGCCCUCUAGUGACGGUGGAGAGACAGGUUCAAACAGGAGAACCAGGUAAGAUGUGGGCAGAGGCAGGCGAUCCAGCCCUGGCGGAGCUGAGGAAUCUGGGCAAUGAGCUCCAGUCCAUCCGCCUCCAGGUGGCCCAGCAUGUGGACGGGAACCAGAUCUCCCAGGACUGGAUGCAGGUGGGCUACAUCCUCGACCGGCUGCUGUUUGGCGUCUACUGCAUCUUCAUUACCUUCAGCUUCAUCGUCAUCCUCAGCAUCUGGAGUAAUUAUCUGAAGUAAUUUGUACAACCAGUGAUGUAAUUAAAAAAAUAGGUGGUUAAACGCCAUUCUUUGUGAAAAAAGUAACGCUCCCGUAUUUUCUUAGCGUUUUUUCAUGAUGGGUGGCAAAAUGUUUGUGUAAAAUACAAAAUGUGAGGAAAAAGUUCUUACCCUCCACUACACCACCGUGUACAAGACUUAGGAGUCUCCCAUGUUGUCAACUGCUGUUUAAAUUUAAAAACAAUUACCUUAAAAUUAGCAUAACUUCAACGAUCGCUUGUUUGAUCUUCUGCCUGCACUGAGUAGGUGUGUUGACUUAUAUAUUACUAUAUUAGAGGAAAUAUAUUUUUAUUUGUCAAAUAAACAUAC
This is a messenger RNA of Oncorhynchus masou masou (cherry salmon), 5206 nucleotides long. RefSeq names its product 5-hydroxytryptamine receptor 3A-like. The transcript is spliced from 10 exons. The coding region runs from base 3389 to 4858 and encodes 489 amino acids. The record is from RefSeq and is a predicted model, not a curated record. Gene Ontology annotation, molecular function: serotonin-gated monoatomic cation channel activity; acetylcholine-gated monoatomic cation-selective channel activity. NCBI's taxonomy places the organism in Eukaryota, Metazoa, Chordata, Actinopteri, Salmoniformes, Salmonidae. Gene Ontology annotation, cellular component: synapse; postsynaptic membrane; plasma membrane. Gene Ontology annotation, biological process: chemical synaptic transmission; monoatomic ion transmembrane transport; nervous system process.